Owenia fusiformis is the source of this 1898-nucleotide messenger RNA. The record is from the annotation of a GenBank genome assembly. NCBI's taxonomy places the organism in Eukaryota, Metazoa, Annelida, Polychaeta, Sabellida, Oweniidae.
CAGUGUAGGUAACACGAGGACAAUGACAAUAACAUCACACUAAAACUAAAGAACUCUGUAAGACUAAGAAUAUCAGGCAAGCAACAGGAUGGCUGCUGGGUGCGGGUGGACAAGAAAGGCCAAAAGCAAUGCUAACUACAGUUGGCUGGUUGUACUUGGAUCGCUGUGUUCUAAUGUAUUGAUGCACGGAAUCAGCUGGUCGGUGGGAGUAUUUUUCGUCCUCUUUCUAGGAGCUUUUCAGCAAUCUAAAGGGAAGACAGCCUGGACGGGGUCAAUAAACACUGCAUGUAUGUACGGGAUAGGUCCAGUGGCGAGCAUGCUGACCAACAAGUUAGGAUAUAGAACAACAAUGAUGAUAGGUGGCGUCGUGGCAGCUAUAGGAUUAGCCACGAGUGCCCUUUCAACAAAUAUAUAUCACUUAUAUAUAACAUUUGGAUUUUUAACAGGUUGUGGUCUUGGCAUUUGUUACAUUCCUACAAUAACGGUUUUAGCCGUCUACUUUUCAAAGAACCUGACAUUGGCUGUUGGAUUAUCUUCAUCUGGAGUUGGAAUAGGGAUGUUCCUUUAUCCGCCAUUGAUCACCACACUCACAGCCAUCUUCGGUUGGAGAGGGUGUAUGUUAAUCUUGGCCGCUAUAACCUUCAAUAUAUGUGUUUGUGGUGCCAUUAUGAGACCUAAGAAUAUAAGUGAUGACCCUACACGUCGCAUGAAAGAUGAUAUGCAUGAUGACAUUGAAUAUAAAAGCGUUGCUGAAGCCACUGACGACACAACAGUAAAAAAUGUUAGUACAGAAACAACGGUUUUUAAUGCACGUGUCUUUCUGAACUUGAAUUUUAUGAUAAUGUGCAUGACCAACUUCCUUUAUUGUAUUGGGCAUUCUAUUCUGUAUGUGCAUUUUGCAGAGUAUGCAAUCACCAUUGGAAUCGAACCAGAGCAGGCGGCAUUUUUAUUUUCAAUUAUCGGAUUUUCCAAUUUAGUAGGAAAAUUUAUUUUUGGAGCUUUAUCAACCAUAAGGCAUCCAUGUACAAACGUUAUACUUCUCUACGGUUCAACAUUUGCAAUAACUGGUUUAUUAAUGUUGACAGUUCCGCUACAGAAUGUGUAUCCUUUAUUAGUAUCGUUUGCAGUCGUUUUUGGAAUGUGUAGCGCUGCUUUUGGAGUAUUCGCUCCAGAGAUCGUGCGUAAAUUCUUGGGUCAGAAAGACCUUUCGACGGGAUAUGGACUUCUAUGUAUAUGUUGUGCAGCGGGUAUUUUACCAGGGGCACCGAUAGCAGGAAUGAUGUUUGACCGAACCCAACAAUACGCCGGAUCUUUCUAUCUCGGUGGAACUGUGAUUGCUCUAAGCGGCAUAAGUAUGUUAAUACCCUAUAUUAGGACGAGGAACAUCGAUACACAAAACGAUGAUGAAGAUGUCUCCACAGAUGAUUUUAUUAGACAAAGUCUAUUAGAUGUUGCUCAAAACUAUUCAUAAUGAAGACAUAGGUCGAGAACUGAACUACCCCAUCUACACCAUAUUCAUUCCCUGCAUGAAGCAUGGUAUACUUCACUAUAGUGAACCAUAAUUUGUAUAUCAGUCUCGAUUUAAGUAAAGUCGGUGAAAUUGUCAUGCCAACUGGUGUGUUCCUCCCGUAACUAAUUACAACAGUGAAUUGGGGUUAAACAAAGGCAAUGGAUUCUCUUUUAGAAGUAAUGCCUUCCGCCCAUUCUCGUAUUUUCAACUGAAUGGGUGACUCUUCCCGGCCCUUGGAAUCGAAAAAAUGAACGGGGGAAGGGGAGUGGCCGAUAUCUGCUAGAAAAUUUAACAAAUCUCCAAGAUUUAUUUUUUCACGAGAAAGUUUACAAAUAAAUCGUUAACUGAUUAAAUGUAUGGUACAAUCUACAGGUUUUCUAUAUAAAUC